UGAUUCCAUCUAACCCUCACAAACCCUCACAAACCCUAAUCCUUUUAGUACCCACCGCCACCGCCCCUCUCAGUCACUCUGUUCAAGUGUAUCCCCUCUGACCUCCGUUUUGAUAUCAGUCCACCGCUAACUCCGGCCGUAGAACAGAAGUUUCGAACCAUCAACACCUAGAGACCCACCCUUCUAAUUUGAAACUGCAUCUUCACUUCUACUCUCUAGACAUGGACACUGAUGCCAUCAAAGAUUCUCUGAACAAGCUGAAAGCUAUUCGAAUGGAGAAUGAUGAAUAUGAAGAUGAAGUUGAUGAUUCUGAUGAUGAAGAGCUUGAACCGAUCACUCUAGGUUUUCUUGAAAAGCCCAAGAAUCGUCUCUAUCUUUCCCGUCAAUUUUUCCCAAGCAAAGCCGGAGGACUCCCGGCUUGGCUUGACCCACUGAAUAUUCCAUCAGGGAGCUCUUGUGCGUGUGACAUUUGUGGAGACCCUUUACAAUUUGUGCUUCAGGUUUAUGCACCAAUGGUUGAGAAGGAAAGUACAUUUCAUCGGAUGCUAUUUGUUUUCAUGUGUCCUUCCAUGACAUGUCUUCUCAGAGAUCAGCAUGAGCAAUGGAAACGCCAUCCAACAAAACAAUGCAGAAGUGUGAAGAUUUUUCGUUGCCAGUUACCUCGCACUAAUCCUUUUUACUCGAGUGAAUGCCCCAAAUAUGAUGGAAGUGACAAACCUUCUAGCAGUGGAGCUGCUCUAUGUGAUUGGUGUGGUACCUGGAGAGGAAACAAGCUCUGCAGUAGUUGCAAACAAGUGCGGUAUUGCUCUGAGAAACACCAGGCCAUGAGUUGGCGUGCGGGGCAUAAAAUUGCUUGCCAGCAAAUACAAGUUUCUGUACCUGUUUGUGGCCCUAACAAAAAUGGAACUACCUCAUUGGAUUGUAAAGUUGGAAACAAAAACAUAUGGCCUGAAUUUGAGAUCAUUGAAGAUCAAAGUGAAUAUAAGGAAGACACACCUGAGGAUGAUAACUUAGCUAAUUCCUUGAUCUUGAGGAACAAGAGUGAUGAUACUAUGAAUUCACUCAUGGAUAGUUUUCAGGGUGAUGGUGACAAAAAGAGUUGGGCCCACUUCCAGGAACGCAUUGCCAAUGCCCCUGAACAAGUGUUGAGGUAUUAUAGGAACUCUAGUGCUAAGCCAAUAUGGCCCAUUUUAAGUGGUCGGCCAUCCAAAGAUGAUAUCCCUAAAUGCAUUUAUUGUGGUGGACUCAUGUGUUGUGAAUUUCAGAUUUUGCCACAGCUGUUGUAUUAUUUUGGGGUGGACAAUGAAGAGAACUCUUUGGAUUGGGCUUCGAUCGUUGUGUAUGCAUGUGAAGCAUCUUGUGAAGCAAGUUUGGCUUACAAGAAUGAAUUUGCUUGGGUUCAACUUUAUUCACCUUCUGCUGCCAAAUCGUGAGAAAUUUUAGUUCUAAGUUAAGUUUGCAUCUGUUAGAAAUUUUUUUGCCCCCUUUGCAGAUAUAAGUUAUGUUAGGUUUCUUUCUUUUACGUAGAAAACAAAUCUCAUGAUUUUGGUUAGAGAUUAUUCUUACAUCAAUUUCACAAAUUUUCCUUCUUUUUUACUCAUUAUAUUAUUCAUCCAUUUGAUGGUUUUGAUUUCCUCGACAAAUGAAGUAAAUUCAAAUUCAUGGCCAUCAAUGGUGGUUUGUUUCACAAUAUAUAGUUGGAGCAUAUUUGACAUUUCA
Molecule: messenger RNA, 1719 nt
Organism: Cicer arietinum (chickpea)
Lineage: Eukaryota; Viridiplantae; Streptophyta; Magnoliopsida; Fabales; Fabaceae
Cellular component (GO): cytoplasm
Source: RefSeq, a predicted model, not a curated record